Messenger RNA from Verticillium alfalfae VaMs.102, 696 nucleotides. Its product is annotated as Nop16-like protein. Gene Ontology annotation, biological process: ribosomal large subunit biogenesis. The coding region runs from base 1 to 696 and encodes 231 amino acids. Gene Ontology annotation, cellular component: nucleolus. Lineage: Eukaryota; Fungi; Ascomycota; Sordariomycetes; Glomerellales; Plectosphaerellaceae. The record is from RefSeq and is a predicted model, not a curated record. The transcript is spliced from 2 exons.
AUGGGUUCCCAACGCCAGAACAAGAAGCGCCGCUCCUCCAAGUCCACGAUCCGCCAGUCCAACAAGCCCAAGAAGGCCCUCAACCCCCGCGGCAACAGCAUCGUCGCCCAGAACUGGAACAAGAAGGAGACACUGACGCAAAACUACCGUCGCCUCGGCUUGACGGCCCGCCUCAAGGCCCCGACGGGUGGUGUCGAAAAGUCGGUCCGCGCCGCGGCGUCGGGCACCCGCCAGCCGAUCCCCAUUGACCCGUUCGCCAUCGCGCCGGCCGUGAACAAGCCCACGAUUGGCGAGGCGCGGGUCGAGCGCGACGCCGACGGCAAGAUUAUCAAGAUCCACUACGCCGACGCGGGGAGGAAGCCGCGCGCAAACCCGCUCAACGACCCGCUCGUCGCUCUCGAGACGGACUCGGAGGACGAUGAGGACGUGGACGGCGGCGAGUGGGGCGGCAUCGAGGAGAGGGACGAGGAGAGCAGGCCGAAGGUGAUCCGCAUGCUCGAGGAGGAGGCGAGCCGCGAGGUAGAAAAGAAGCCGAGGCAUCAGAGCGAGCAGGAGGUCGAGUGGAUCGAGAGGCUUGUCGCCAAGCACGGAGACAAUACGGCUGCCAUGGCGAGGGACCGCAAGCUGAACCAGAUGCAGCAGACGGAAAGGGAUAUUGCGCGGAGGGUGAACAAGUGGAAGCAGUCGCAGCAUUAG